Spodoptera frugiperda (fall armyworm) is the source of this 3547-nucleotide messenger RNA. RefSeq lists its product as uncharacterized. Gene Ontology annotation, molecular function: long-chain fatty acid-CoA ligase activity. Bases 208 to 1914 code for a protein of 568 amino acids. NCBI's taxonomy places the organism in Eukaryota, Metazoa, Arthropoda, Insecta, Lepidoptera, Noctuidae. The record is from RefSeq and is a predicted model, not a curated record. Gene Ontology annotation, cellular component: mitochondrion. The transcript has 9 exons. Gene Ontology annotation, biological process: long-chain fatty acid metabolic process; fatty-acyl-CoA biosynthetic process.
GUAAUAAUGCUUCAUAGUUUCAAAGUCCAAGGAUACGAAGAUUGAGAAGUAAACUGAGUUUGCUAUUAUCGAAUAUAACAAUAAAUGUGUGUAUGUGUUGGACGUGAAUAGUACUACAAAUAAUUAGUAUUGCAAUUUACUUUACUCAGUUGCCUACGAAGGCUCGAGUGUAAUAGCUGUGUGAGACGCUGAAUCUAAAGUCCAAAGAUGGCCAGUGCUGUAAGGAGCAAAGUACUAAAGGUACUAAACAAGCAGAAGAGUGGUUUUGUGUCUAUUGCGAUUAGACCAAAGAGUUCCAAUGCCCCAGAAAAAGUUCUGACUUCCGCGUUCAAAGAUAUUCAAGUCAACAGUUACACAGCAAAUGACUUUGUUUGGCAGAACUUGGAUAGAUGGCCAGACAAAACUGCUACUGUAUGCGCAGUGACAGGCCGCGGUUACACUUAUGCGCAAACGCACAAAAUGUCUAUAGCUUUCGCCGCUUCUUUGCGGACGAAGUUAAAACUGCAGAAUGAUGACAAGAUAGCUAUAGUGUUGCCAAAUACACCCGAAUAUCCUGUCACGGUGUUGGGCGUGUUACAGGCUGGCUGCAUCGCCAGUACGAUGAAUCCUGUUUAUACUGCUGAGGAACUGAAACGUCAAAUCGAAUUGGUAAAAUGUAAAGCAGUGAUUACAUCGAAAAUAUCUUACGCAAACAUCAAACAAGCGCUCACAGAACUUAAGCUAAACAUACCAGUAAUUUUAAUAGACAAUGAGGAUCUACCUGAGGGUACUAUCAAGUUUUCGGAGUUUGCUCAAGACUUUAGUUUGGACACGAAUUGUUUAAAGGCUGUGAAGAGAGGUCCAAAAGAUCUGGCUAUAUUACCCUUUUCAAGUGGAACUACAGGGUUUCCUAAAGGUGUUGUAUUGACCCAUGAAAGUGUUGUGGCUAUGAACCAACAGAUUGCGGACCCAGAUAUUAUUGCUAUUAAAGAAACUACUGCCACCAACCAAGCAGUGUUACCAGGAAUUCUGCCAUUCUUCCACAUAUUCGGUUUCAAUGUACUGAUGAUGAACCAGUUGGCGCUGGGGUGCAAAUUGGUCACCAUGCCGUACUUCAAACCUGAACUAUUUCUUCAGACGCUCGUGCAACAUAGAGCUGAAGUUCUGUUCUUGGUACCACCUAUGGUGGUGUUCCUGGGCAAACAUCCAGCAGUCACUCCCAAGCACUUGGAGUCAGUAUACGGUAUUGUAAGCGGUGCUGCGCCCAUCUCCAAGGGAGACGCCGAAGCUGUUAUAAAGAAAAAUAAAAACAUUGUAUUCCGCCAAGGCUACGGUUUGACGGAGACCAACGGAGCUAUUUCAGUGGGUAAGAAUGAUGAUUCGAACCAUGCUUCGGUUGGACACAUAUUGGGUAACAGCGAAGUGAAGAUUGUUGACUUGAAAACUAAAGAGGCUUUGGGACCGGGAGAGGAAGGUGAAAUCUGGUACCGUGGUCCAAACCUAAUGACGAGUUACUAUGAAAACGACGAGGCAACCAAGGAGGUGUUGACAGAAGAUGGCUGGUACAAAACUGGAGACAUUGGACGAUACGACGAGAACAAGUAUUUAUAUGUCACUGACAGGCUGAAGGAACUUAUAAAGGUAAAAGGAUUCCAAGUACCACCAGCAGAAUUAGAAAUGGUAUUACGAACACAUCCGAAAAUCCUUGACUGUGCCGUCCUGGGUAUACCAGACCCAAUCUCAGGCGAGGUUCCCAAAGCAUUCAUCGUACCUCAACCGGGACAAACUAUUAAAGAAGAAGAAAUAUUAGAACAUGUUAACAACAAAGUCACAAUCUACAAGAAGAUUAAACAAGUGCAGUUUGUUAAUGAAAUCCCUAAGAAUCCCGCCGGUAAGAUCCUUAGGAAACAGUUGAAGGAAAUGUAUUGUAAUUAAGAAGUCAUUAAAAAUGUAAGUAUUAAAUAUAGAAUGGUUGUGAAGACGUAAUGUGAGUAUGUUAUACCAAUUUACGUUGCAUUUAAGUAUUCAUUCACUGUUCCCAACUGCGAAGUGUUUCUUUAGCUUGUGUCAAACUAGUUUUGGUUCGGUUGUGACAUUGUUGCCUGAGUAGUUCCGCGGCGCUCCGAUAGAUGUCACUGUGCCGUGACGUCAUUUUCUGAAUCGCGGUGUUAAGAUUCUCCGCGAAUGAAUGACCCUCGCCGGUUUUCUACAGUUCGGCAUCGCUUCUCGGCCUUUUGGCUAAGAUCAAAGUGUAGUAUCUGUUCUUUUCAGCUUAAUAUCUGAAAGUUCCCUCACUGAGGGACCAGUAUAUUAAACUGAUUUUUGUAAACUGAUGGGAUGUUCGGGGCUCGCUCCACUCCCGUCACGGGUCGGCCCGGCAUUGCAGUGCCGCCGGGAUCGGCCCACAGAAUUACUUGAAAAUAAUAAUGUCUUUAUGAAUUUACUCAAACACAUUAUGAGUACUGUAAUUAAUACUUUUCUUUCAUUCUCUCUUUGAUUUAGAGUUUGCCUUGAGUAUCAUGUGAUAUAAAAUGUAUUUAACCACAUGUAAUAAAAUGUAUUUAUUUAACCACCAUUUAUUAUGUAUUAAAAUUAAAAUUCUUUAUAAUAUAAUAUUAAUAUAAAAUCAAGUACACUCAGUAUUACAUUUGUAGUAGUUUUAACAGGGGCAACAGUGAAUAAUACCUCAAAUUACUUGUAGAAUUCAUGUAUUCUUUGCUUAUGAUGUGAGUUUAUAAGGCGUUCAUCGACGGAAAGCCAUACUAAAAAAUACGAUAAACUUAACACUGUUUUCAUAAGUGAACUUAUUUAUACCUAUAUACAAUAAUGCAUUUUUUCUAUACAUAUUAUUCUUAUACAUAAUUAUGUACAUUCGAUUUGUCUUUGGGAUCAAGGUGACAUAUCACUUGUUUUGUAAAAAAACGUACCUAAUUAUAUUGUAAUAAUUUUAUAACAUACAUACAUAGUAACGUAUAAUUUAAUGUAUAAGAUUCGACAAAAUGAUUUUAGAUAUAUUUUUGACGUGGAGUGGGUUUUUUGAGUAUUUUAUGUGUAUAAUGAAGUAAUUAUAAGUAAAAUUAAUUAGUUUUUGAUGUAAGUACUUUUAAAACAAAAUCAGUCAAUCAAUUACUUAGAUAUUAAUUUUUAAUGUUUCAGUAACCUGCAAUACAGCUAGUCUCUAAUAUUUUUGUAAAUACAAUUUUAUUAAGUUUUGUUAAUUUUACUCAAUAUACUUAAUCAAAAUCAAUUGUUAUUGUUUUCUAAAAAUGUACAUAUUGUAUUCUGUACAUUUCUGGAAAAUAAUAAAAAGUAAUAUUAUGUAUCAGAUUCCAUUUGUGUGUCAGCAAAAUUGUACUUUAUUUUAUGUAUUUUAUCAAUCAAUAAAGUUGGUUAUUUCUUUAAAAUAAAUAAUAAUUGAAAUGUAACAACUUGUACCGUUAUUUGCCAAAAUCAUUACUGUGCCUUAACUGUUAUUGUUACUGAAGAGAAGUAUGUUAUUAUGAUAAUGUUUUACAUUUUAAUAUAGGUAUUUAAGUACCUAAUAUAAUGUGUUAAAUAAAAAUAUUUU